Messenger RNA from Strigops habroptila (Kakapo), 7488 nucleotides. RefSeq names its product BAF chromatin remodeling complex subunit BCL11A (gene BCL11A). The coding region runs from base 32 to 2734 and encodes 900 amino acids. Gene Ontology annotation, biological process: negative regulation of dendrite development; regulation of transcription by RNA polymerase II. Gene Ontology annotation, molecular function: DNA-binding transcription factor activity; RNA polymerase II cis-regulatory region sequence-specific DNA binding. The record is from RefSeq and is a predicted model, not a curated record. NCBI's taxonomy places the organism in Eukaryota, Metazoa, Chordata, Aves, Psittaciformes, Psittacidae. Gene Ontology annotation, cellular component: nucleus. The transcript is spliced from 4 exons.
GGAUUUUGAUUGGGAAAAAUCUCGUGUCUGAAUGUUUACAAGCACCGCGUGUGCGGGGAGCCUCCUGCCAACAAACACAGGCGAGAGCGAGCCCGGGCUGAGCACACACACACUCAUCCUCAUCCUCACACACGCACCCUCACCCCAACCAACGGCCCUUCCUCGCCGCCGCGCUUCAACCCCGACCCGAACCCGCUCUCUCCGGGAGAGGGGGGAAAAAACCCCCCCAAAACCCCGAGCUCCGGCCACACCGUUCGCAACACAAAAACUCUUGCGGCUCCGCUCCCUCCCUCCUUUCCCUCCCUGCCUUCCUCCCGCCGCCGCCACACACACCAGGGCGAGAUGCGAGAUAAGCGGGAGCGCUCUUUGCACAACAAAAGGCAACUCGAGCUGGAAAGCCGAACCUCUUGAAGCCAUUCUCACUGAUGACGAACCUGAACAUGGCACAUUGGGAGCUCCGGAAGGGGACCACGACCUCCUCACUUGUGGCCAGUGUCAGAUGAACUUUCCGUUGGGGGACAUUCUUAUUUUUAUUGAGCACAAACGGAAACAAUGCAAUGGCAGUCUCUGCUUAGAGAAGGCUGUGGAUAAGCCACCUUCACCCUCACCAAGUGAGCUGAAAAAAGCAUCCAAUCCCGUGGAGGUUGGCAUCCAGGUUACGCCAGAGGAUGACGAUUGUUUAUCAACGUCAUCUAGAGGAAUUUGCCCUAAACAGGAACAUAUAGCAGGUAAAGACGAGCCCAGCAGCUACACGUGUACGACUUGUAAACAGCCUUUCAACAGCGCCUGGUUCCUCUUGCAGCACGCACAGAACACGCACGGCUUACGGAUCUACCUAGAAAGCGAGCACGGCAGCCCCCUGACGCCACGGGUUGGUAUCCCAACAGGACUAGGUGCAGAGUGCCCUUCCCAGCCACCUCUCCACGGGAUUCACAUUGCAGACAAUAACCCUUUUAACCUGCUCAGAAUACCCGGCUCGGUCUCGAGGGAGGCGUCGGGGCUGGGAGAAGGGCGCUUCCCACCCACACCGCCCCUCUUUAGCCCUCCCCCGAGGCACCAUUUGGAUCCGCAUCGCAUUGAGCGCCUGGGUGCGGAAGAAAUGGCUCUGGCCACCCAUCACCCUAGUGCCUUUGACAGGGUGCUGCGACUGAACCCCAUGGCGAUGGAGCCCCCCGCUAUGGAUUUCUCCCGGAGGCUGCGGGAGCUGGCCGGCAACACCUCCAGCCCACCCUUGUCCCCGAGCCGGCCCAGCCCUAUGCAAAGGUUGCUGCAGCCCUUCCAGCCCGGCAGCAAGCCCCCGUUCCUGGCCACGCCGCCCCUUCCUCCUCUGCAGUCUGCUCCUCCUCCUUCCCAGCCGCCCAUGAAGUCCAAGUCCUGCGAGUUCUGCGGGAAGACCUUCAAGUUUCAGAGCAACCUGGUGGUCCACCGCCGGAGCCACACCGGGGAGAAGCCCUACAAGUGCAACCUCUGCGACCAUGCCUGCACGCAGGCCAGCAAGCUGAAGCGCCACAUGAAGACCCACAUGCACAAGUCAUCCCCUAUGACGGUGAAGUCGGACGACGGGCUCUCCACCGCCAGCUCCCCUGAGCCGGGCACCAGCGACCUGGUGGGCAGCGCCAGCAGCGCCCUCAAGUCUGUGGUGGCCAAGUUCAAGAGCGAGAACGACCCCAACAUGAUCCCUGAGAAUGGGGACGAGGAAGAGGAGGAAGAGGAGGAGGAGGAGGAGGAGGAAGAGGAGGAAGAGGAGGAGGACUUGAACGAGAGCGACCGGCCGGACUACGGCUUUGGGAUGAGCCUGGAGGCAGCCCGCCACCACGAGAACAACUCUCGGGCCGGCGAGGAGGGUCGGUCGAUGCCGGACGUCAUGCAGGGCAUGGUCUUGAGCUCCAUGCAGCACUUCAGCGAGGCCUUCCACCAGGUCCUGGGGGAGAAACACAAGCGGGGCCACCUCCCCGAGCCCGAGGUGCACAGGGACACUUGCGACGAAGACUCGGUGGCCGGCGAGUCCGACCGCAUCGACGAGGGGGCAGUGAACGGCCGGGGCUGCUCCCCGGGGGAGUCCGCCUCGGGAGGCUUAUCCAAAAAGCUGCUGCUGGGUAGCCCCAGCUCCUUGAGCCCCUUCUCCAAACGCAUCAAGCUGGAGAAGGAGUUCGACCUGCCGGCCGCCGCCAUGCCCAACACCGAGAACGUUUAUUCCCAAUGGCUGGCGGGCUACGCCGCCUCCCGGCAGCUGAAAGACCCCUUCCUCAGCUUCGGCGACUCCCGACAAUCGCCCUUCGCCUCCUCCUCCGAGCAUUCCUCGGAGAACGGCAGCCUGCGCUUCUCCACGCCGCCGGGCGAGCUGGACGGAGGGAUCUCAGGCCGCAGCGGCACGGGAAGCGGAGGGAGCACCCCCCAUAUUAGUGGCCCGGGCCCUGGGAGGCCCAGCUCAAAAGAGGGCAGACGCAGCGACACUUGUGAGUACUGUGGGAAGGUCUUCAAGAACUGUAGUAAUCUCACCGUCCACAGACGGAGCCACACGGGCGAGAGGCCGUAUAAGUGUGAGCUUUGCAACUACGCCUGCGCCCAGAGUAGCAAGCUCACCCGGCACAUGAAAACACACGGGCAGGUGGGAAAGGACGUUUACAAAUGCGAGAUUUGUAAGAUGCCUUUUAGCGUGUACAGUACCCUGGAGAAACACAUGAAAAAAUGGCACAGUGAUCGAGUCUUGAAUAACGAGAUAAAAACUGAAUAGAGGUUCGGCGUACCCCCCCGGCUGGCGCAGCGCCCAGGGAGCCCCAGACGUCUGGCAGUUUUCGGAUGGAACUCCAAGAGCACUUAAGUUCUGAAAGGAGGUGAAGCUGGGGCGAGCAGCCGGUGUCAUCUCAGCGUCCGGAGGUGGCCUCUGUCCUGCUGGCUCACCGCAUCCCUACGGGAGAGCCUUGGAAGUCCCCGUCCGAAGGCAGCGCUCCCCGGGCUCCUCCUGCCUGCAAGACUAUCGUAUUUAUAUUUUGUAAUAGAGUACAACACUUCUUUGGGGUUGGGGGUUUUUUUUCUGGUUAUUUCUUUGUUUCUUUUAUUAUUUUCUAAAAUCAAAACAAAAAGCAAACCCACCCACCAAGGUCAAGGGCUUAUCGAUGGCUUCAACCGGCUCCUUUCCCCUUGGAAAAGACUGUCUUGCUUUCAUGGACAACCCGGCCUGUUGGUUAUCUCCAUGACGUGCCGUUUCUUGGAAGGCACAUCUGAUGUGAUGCAUUAAAAAUAAAACAAACCCCAGCGCAGGUCUGUGGGUGGGUGGGAAAUUGCCAUAAUAAAUGUUGGAGCUUUAGGUUUUGUUUGCUCUGUCUUUAAUUUUUAAUGCUAACAAGGGCCAGGCGGCUGGUAUGACUUUGUAUUGCGUAUCGGCUGCGGAAAUCCAAGUGUUGAGUUUACAGAGAGAAAGCUGGGGCUGGUGUCUGGGGCUGCAGUGGGCAGAUGUGUCCCACAGAGCUAGACCAGGCGUUGGGCUUAUGGCUGUGGCACCCCAAGUCAUGGUGUACCCCCGUUGGCGUUUGGUGAUGCUGAAGUUGGGGGUCUCCCACCUCUCCUGCAUCGCCCACCUCCUCUUGAUGAAUGCUGGAUGUCGUGUUACAUUCCUGCUGUUAAACUGUGUACUUUUGGGGCUGGUGGGAUUUGUAACAUCCUUUAGUGUCCGUGCAAGGAGAAGCGAGGCCAAACUGGUGGGUUUUGGGAGGAGUGAUAGACUUGCUGUGGAGAUGCUGUCAGUGCCAGGGGAUGCAAAGCUGGGGUACCAGGGGCAGCUGCCAUCAGGUUGGCAUCCAUGUGUCUCCCAUUGGGUGUUCCAGCUCUUCUACAGCUUUCCCCCUUGCCAGUGGCACUCGUCCCAUGCUCAGAGCUGAGCACCCACCCAAAGAGUUUGCUGGUUCAGGGCCCAAACGCUUUGCUGAACAGAAGAUGGGUUAAGUGUGUGCUUGUGUGCUGUCUCUGAUGGGAUUUAUAGGCUGUAGCUACUCGUGCCUGUGCCGGCGAGCGGGAAUGGACCUUAUUUGGUGAAAGAAACCAGCUGGGUAGCGAGCAGAGUCACUGGUCGGGCUGUGGGAUGGAGCUGAGGCAUGGGACAGGAGGGGCUGGCUGAUUUAUUCGCUUUGUGUGUUAGCUUCAAUCUCGCUUCUGGUUUUAUUCAUCUCCUUUCUUAAAAUCCAAGCAAGGCACCUAGUCAGGGUGACUCUCCUGGCAAAACAGCCAUAGGGAACGUGAUGUUGCCUUUGCAAUGGGUGGUGGUUGCUCUUUUGUUUUUCAAAACCCCAGGCUGUGGUUCUCAUGUUGGCUGGGGCAUAGCACAAGCACAGACACUUUGGUACCUUAAAGCUUGCCAAGGGACCAUGGUGGGCAGCAGAACAACCUCUACAUACAGCUAUAGGGUCAAGUCGUGCCUAUGCACCAUCUCCCUGGGCUCCUGGCUUGACCCAAAGGGAGCUGUUGCUGCUUCUCUUAAGGCAAUUUGGUCUUUGAGGUCCAAAAUUUUCACACACUCUAAACUUUUUUACUACUAGGAAAUGUUUUUAAAGGUUCUUCCUAUCCCAGCCUGUGCUAUCACCUUUGUGUGUGCUUAUAAGGGUGUUUUUUGAGCCUUGGAAGGGUGAAUCCUGUUGCAUUAAGGAUCCUAUUGGUUACAAACACACCAUCAGUAAGAAGUUAGCUGCUCCCAUUAGCUGCUGGCAUCCCAGCUCCUGCCCCAGGGUAUCUCUGCACCAGGCAGCUGCAUCAGAUCAGGGCUAAUGGAGUUAUUAAUUGCAAAGGGGGGUUGCUCUGCUCUCUCCUCCAAAUUGCAAGCCAGGGAUCACCUGGUACCUAUCUACAGCAGGCCUGUAAUGCUUGUAAUGAAGGGCAGCUGGGAAGCUGCUUUAGAAGGGUUUCUCAGUGUGCUGGUCAGGUUUAGGGGUCUUUAUCCUUAUUUUGUCUGAGCAUGGGCAAAACUCAGUUCCUGGAUGGCUUCUGGGAUAGUUGGUUGUGUUUUUGACGCUCUGUUUGGUGGAAUGGGUAUGAAAUGCUCUGCUUUCUCCGGCUGUGGCUCAUCUCUCCUGCAGCAGCCAGUGCAAGGAGGCUGUUUCUCCCAGGAAAAGCAGACAGCAAGGAAGCAGUGACAGCUAAAUGCAAGCACAGAGGCGGGGAAAGUUACACUUGUCCUUUUUUGAGGUGUUGAAGGUAAAGUGAGAUAGUCCUUAAAAUGUAUAAAUUUUUUUAAUACAGUUGUUAAACCCCCCAACUCUUAGAACUUUAAAAUAGCUGCAGAAUUUGUGUUGCCUUAAAGUUGCAAAUACAUGUGAUGAGUGUGUUGGGAGCCUCUUGUAAGUGCUGGGGGGCUCCUGUCCCCUGUUACUCACAGGGUCCAUGGUCUGCUGUGGCUCUUGCAAAGCAAUAGGGCAGCCCCAGUGUGAGGCUUUGGUGGAGCUAUGAGGGUUUCCACUGCCUUCUGCAACCUGGGAUGCUGUGUGCUUUCCUUAGGGGUGUCAUCAGGAUCCUUCUGUCUGGCUGCUGCAGUUUUGGUGCAAGUGGGGCAAUAUUCCUAGGGAUUUUGUAUUUUAGCAUAUUCCCAAUGGCUCAGUCUGCAUAUCAGAGUUAAAAAGUGAAGUAUGUUUGGUCUGUAUAAAAAGCCAAAGCUCCUAAAGUUUGGAGUUUUUAAUAAACAAAAGAAAAGCUCUUUCUUUACCAGACCAGGGGCUAAGAUGAGCAAGAUACCUGGGAAUUAGCUGGCUUAGCUUUGAUUUUUUUCGGUUGACAAAGCUUCUUUCAAACUUGAAGGUGAUUUGACUGUACUGUGUUUUCUUUCUAAGCACACUUUCAUGACCCUAAAAUGCAGCAAAGGUCAAGUCUUUUGUGAAGUUUAACUUAAAUUUUGCUUUCAAAAUAAUAUGUAUUUUGGAUUCGUGAUAUAUUUGGUCCAUGGGCUUUUACAAGAUGAGAAAGUUCUCUCCAGAAUGGAUCUGAGAACAGAUCUAAAAACUUGUGAAUGAGGUUUCAAGCAACAUUCCCAACCCUCUGUGCUUCAUUUCAACUCCAGCUUUGUGUUGGGUCCCACUAAGUGACCAGUGGGACCAGUAGCACCACUAGGCUCAGGAGCAUCAUGGUGUUGGUGGGCAGCAACGUGACUGAACCCUGGGGAAAGGCAGAGGGAAGCACCAUCCUUCUUGGGCUUAUUUGAGGUUAUUUUAUCAACUCUCCUGUUUACCCUGUACUUUUGGUUUGCAUCUCACUUCUUCUAUUGCUGUGUGCGUUUGAGCUGCCUGGAUGCUGGUGAAACCCAGGGGUGAGCCUUUACCUGCAGAUAUUUGGUGGUGAGGUGGAGGACCUGCUAAACAUAGCUGCCUUCUCAGGGCUCCUUGCUCUGCUGUGAUAUUUCGUGUGAUCCCAGUAUAAAUGAUUAUUGAGGAGUGAGCUGAAUAACCCCCCUGAAUGAGAGUGGUGCCUCUUUGCUGCUUUUUUAGUCUCUGCUUCCCCCCAAUUUAACCAUUUCAUGUGUGAUUAGGCAUCAUCAUUCAAUUGUAUGCUUCAAGUCUAUAAAACCUUGUUGCUCCUCCAUCCCAACACCCCUUGAACCUCCUCUCCCCCUAGAAGUCACCCUCUUAACAUUCAUCUUCCACAGAGGUCCAAAUAAUUAUUACCAAGGAAAGAUGGAGCUGGGGAGGGGAGGAACACACCAAAAAAAAGCCCAAACCCAAAAUACGGCUCUCAUUCCUAAAUCUCACUGGAUAGAGUUACACAUCUGGUAGAGGCUUGCUCGUUGUUGCUAUUACUUUUAUUGCGUCUUUAGCAGUGAUGAAGUUCAGAUGGCAGAACCAGUGGGCCCCAAUUUAAUUUCGUCUGGCCUCCCAUAAUGAGCACGAUGUGAUCCCUGGGGAAUGCCGGCUAGGCUGCGGUUCCAGUGGGCAGGCGCCCAUGUGCCGCGGUGAUGGGCAAGAAGCGGUGCAGACAGACAGAUGGACAGGGGGGAAAGGAGAAAUCAAAGCCGGGAUGGUAAUGGGCAGAUGGAGGUCUCUGUGCUGUGUGAGCAUCAAAUACUGCAGUGAGAUGGGUGGAUACAUGGCUUUUCAUGCCAAAGCCCAAUAGCAAGAUCACAAGGUGGGUUUCCACCUUAUUUGGUGGCUGGGGUGUGCGCGUCGUGAUGCUUUCUGAGGUUGCUCUAGCCCUGAUGGCUCUUCUCUGACAAUUUCCAUGACCCUCCGGGUUUCCAGUGGUGAUGUAUAGAAGCUCCCACCUCCUCCCCAAAUGUCUGCAAAUGCAUGUGUCUAAGGGCUAUACAGGAUUCAUUUACGGGCCUCCCGUUGGUGGGAUAUGUGCAUGCAAAAUGAAGGUUGUAUUUGGCUUCUCAUAUUCAGAUCUAUAUUCCAUAUUGUGUUGACCAAGCAAAACAACUCAGCCCCCGUGCUGAAGAAUGUGAUGGACUGAUGACUUUCAGAAACAUACUGUAAAUCAAGGAGGCUAAUAAAUACUUGCUAUUAAUAAAACAGG